Athalia rosae (coleseed sawfly) is the source of this 2133-nucleotide messenger RNA. Its product is annotated as polyprenol reductase. The transcript has 6 exons. The record is from RefSeq and is a predicted model, not a curated record. Bases 624 to 1526 code for a protein of 300 amino acids. Gene Ontology annotation, molecular function: 3-oxo-5-alpha-steroid 4-dehydrogenase activity. Gene Ontology annotation, biological process: polyprenol catabolic process; dolichol-linked oligosaccharide biosynthetic process. Gene Ontology annotation, cellular component: endoplasmic reticulum. NCBI's taxonomy places the organism in Eukaryota, Metazoa, Arthropoda, Insecta, Hymenoptera, Athaliidae.
AAUCAGAUUUCGAGUUCGUUCGAUUUCUGCGGCCGAAAAUUAAACAUUAGUGAAAUCUAUUCCUCCAACACAGUUACUUUUUGAUUUCGAGGUGUAGGUCGCGUGCAGUCAAGUUAUCUGAUUUGGACUUCUGAGCUCAAAGCGUAAUCAAUUUGUCUAUGAAGUCGUAAGGAAUCAGAAGGCACCUAACAAUAAAUGGGUAUUUUUUCUUGUUAAAUUCAUUGAAGAUCAAUUAUCUGUUUGUGUGAAAUGAGGAUGUGUCUCUUUGGUAAAACGGAUCCUUCGAAGUACCGUACGCACUACGCUACUCCCAGCGUUUUCAUUUGCGUAUUAACACAGUUCUACAGCUGCAGUAAAUAUACCAGGAACACCAUCAUUCCUGAUGUGAUGCACCUAGUAGUUUUAUGAUUGCAAUAAGUGAAAGCCUGUACUACUUAAAAACAGAAAUAAUCAUACCCAUCGUAAAGUACAGUUAGUCUUUACCAACUAGACAUUCGUUUGCCAACAAGUGUUACAGUUGAAGCUAUAAGGUGUAGAAGACAAUACUGUCCAACUUUUUAAUUAACUGGUGAACGCAAAAAGGCACUCUGGGAAAAAAUAUUAUUUUGAAACAAAUAAUAGAGAUGAACUUGAUCAAAUUAAUUUUCACAUUCAAUGCAAUUACUGUUACAUUAAUGUGCAUUAUAGUUAAGAUAGCAGAACCAUAUCUACCACUAGCAAUUACAAACCUGAUCAAAUAUGGUAGGUAUGCUGCCAAAGGAAAAAGCUCAAUAGUUCCUGAAAUUGAAGUUCCUAAAAGGUGGUUUAAGCAUUUUUAUGAAUUUGGGGCUCCCUUAUCAUCUUAUGUGCUGUUUAUUGCGUUAUGGACCUACUUAGGUAUAGGCAGUGUACCAAAUCAUCUGCAGCAAAUUUUGGAUAUCCUUUUGGGAGCAAACAGGAAAGUAUUGGUUGCACCGGAGCACACAAUAUUAGCUUUAUUCCUGAUAACAAUCCAGUGUUGGAAACGUUUUUAUGAAACACAUUACGUCUGCAUCUUCAGUAGUGGAAAGAUUAGUCUAGGACACUACCUCCUGGGUUAUUUGCAUUAUAUCGGUACUCUUGUGUCUGUGGUUGGAGAGUCGCAAGGAUUUUUCAAAGAAUCGGAAUUCACUAUGAACUGGGAUAGGUUGACAUAUCUUCACUAUUGCUGUUCUGUUAUAUUUUUGUGGGCAUCAUACAAACAGCUUAGCUGUAAUAUAAUUCUUGCAAAUCUGCGUAGAAAUAAAAAGGGUGAAGUCAUUACUUUCGAGCACAAACUACCUAAGGGUGGUCUGUUUGAUUAUAUUUCUUCUCCACUGCAAUCAACUGAAAUUUUGAUGUAUUUUAUGCUUAUGCUUAUCCUAUGGAAUAGCUCAACAUAUCAUUACAUAUUUGCUUGGGUGCUCAUGAACCAGAUUGUAACUGGUCUGCUUGGACAUUGGUGGUACGUUGAAACAUUCGAAGAUUAUCCAAAAGAGAAGAAAGCUUUGGUACCUGGGAUAUUGUGAAAACAUCGUAAAUUAAUUAUUUAUUACCAUCUUUAUGUAUCCAUAGAAAGUUAUUAUUGUUGGUAGAAGUUUAUGGAUUUUUCACGUGGCUCAGACUGACUUGAGUCAUCAUCUUUGGGGUCAGCUGGGGAUUCCACAUAGCCUGACAGACUAUAAUUUCUGGUGCGAAAAUCUUCCAAAAUUUAUAAUACUUGUUAGUUUUUCUAUUACUACGAGAGGAGGAAAAGGCUGAACAUAUAAAGAAAAUAUUUCUAAAAAUAACGUCGAAAUGUUGCAAUUUAUUAUCUCCAUGCAGUGGAUGUAUGGAAUUCAGAUUCAUCAUCGUUAUCAUACAGAUAAACAUGUGCAAAAAUUAAAAAUGUAAUGCGAUGCUGGAUUCCCUGUAAAGCACGAAGAAAUUUUCGGCUGAGGAGUCUUGGGCUUUUCAUACAUUUGAUAUUGUUUUGUCAUGAUAUUACUUUAUGAAUGGUAUAUCUAUCAGAAUCGCAACGAUCAUUUAUUGCUAAGUGUUGGUAUUCGGAGGGAUGGUUUGCCAUCGAAUAUGCCAGAGAUUUUUUACUUGAACAGAAGGCUGUGAAUAAAAAAAUAUUAUCGAUCAUUAACAACA